GCCACUUAGCCAGUUAGCUUCCCUGGAGCUGGCUGGGGGGGACGGCGCUCGCAGCACCGUCGAUCCGCCCGAGGAGCGCUGUCAAGCGGGCUAGGCGUCGGACCGCAGCUCGGCCAACACAGCUCCGGCCGGACGGAUAUUAUCAAACCUGAGCGUGUAUUUGACCCCCUCCCUCCCUCCCUCACCCCUCUCCCCCACCAACCCCCCCCUCAAUCCCAUUAACGCCUGAUUGACAGCGUUCUACCCGGGGGAAGAUGAAGAAGUUCUACAUCAGGAAGGUGCUGGACGGGCUGACGGCGGCCUCGUCGUCCGCCCCGGCGGCGGCUCAGCCCGGGGCUCCGCGGGAGAGCGACGCGGUGCCGGAGACGCUCCAGUCCGAGCAUUUCCAGCUCUGCAAGACCGUGCGUCAUGGCUUCCCUUACCAACCGUCCUCCAUGGCUUUUGACCCCGUGCAGAAGAUCCUGGCCGUCGGGACUCAGACCGGAGCGCUGAGGCUUUUUGGCCGCGCCGGCGUGGAGUGCUACUGUCAGCACGAGAGCGGCGCCGCCGUCAUCCAGCUCGAGUUCCUCAUCAACGAGGGGGCGCUGGUGAGUGCCUUAGCUGACGACAGCAUCCACCUGUGGAACCUGAGGCAGAAAAUCCCCGCCAUCCUGCACUCCCUGAAGUUCAACCGGGAGAGAAUCACAUACUGCCACCUGCCCUUCCAGAGCAAAUGGCUGUACAUCGGCACGGAGCGAGGAAACAUCCACAUCGUCAACGUGGAGUCCUUCACCCUCUCAGGCUACGUCAUCAUGUGGAACAAAGCCAUCGAACUGUCCACCAAGACGCACCCGGGGCCGGUGGUGCACAUCAGUGACAACCCCAUGGAUGAGGGGAAGCUUCUGAUUGGGUUCGAGUGCGGAGUUGUGGUGCUGUGGGACUUGAAGUGCAAAAAAGCCGACUACCGCUACAACCACGACGAGGCGAUCCACUCGGUCGCUUGGCACCACGAGGGGAAACACUUCGUCUGCAGCCACUCGGACGGCACUUUGACCACAUGGCACGUACGAAACCCCGCCAAGCCCGCGCAGACCAUCACGCCGCACGGAAAGCAGCCCAAGGAUGGAAAGAAGCCCGAGCCGUGCAAGCCCAUCCUGAAGGUGGAGUACAAAACCACGAGGGCCGGGGACCCCUUCAUGGUCCUGUCGGGGGGGAUGUCCUACGACACGGUGGGGAGGAGAGCCUGCCUCACUGUCAUGCAUGGGAAGAGCACCGCCGUCCUGGAGAUGGACUACCCCAUCGUGGACUUCCUGGUGCUGUGUGAAACUCCGUAUCCCAACGACUUUCAGGAGCCGUACGCUGUGGUGGUUCUCCUGGAGAAGGACUUAGUCGUAAUAGACCUCGGACAGAUCGGGUACCCAUAUUUGAGAAACCCGUACCCGCUGGCCAUCCACGAGUCCCCCGUCACCUGCUGUGAGUAUUUUGCAGACUGCCCCUCCGAACUCAUCCCUGCACUUUACUCCGUCGGCAGCCGGCAGAAGAGGCAAGGCUUCAGCAAGAAGGAAUGGCCCAUUAGUGGUGGAAACUGGGGUCAAGGCACACAGAGUUACCCGGAGAUCAUAAUCACAGGACAUGCUGACGGAUCAAUCAAAUUCUGGGAUGCUUCUGCAUUGAUGGGGAGAGUUGUGUAUCGUCUGCAUAGCAGUGGCCUUUAUAUGGCAAAGUGAAGGGGCCCCAGUACCGAGCCCUGGUGCGCCCCUCUGGAGCCUUUUUCCUGCCUUUCCACUUUAAAUGACCAGUUGAAGUCAGCAGGUGAAAUUAAAAUCAACAAACGUGUCUUCUCCUUCUGAUUUCAGCUUCUGGAGGUGCGAAUGCAGUGUGAGCUGAACGACGUGGACUCCCCCGACCCUGGAGGGGAUCAAACCCCCACGCUGCCGACCCCCGGAGCCUCCAGCCCUCAGGAGAGCGAACCUCCCAAUCAAACCUCUACGGGCAACAACUCCUCCGAUGGCCCCCGAGACAAUAUACCGUGUCUACAGGUGCGGAGCUCGCCGCUGAAGCAGUCGCCGGGCUACCAGGUGGAGCUGGUCAUCCAGCUGGUGUGGGUGAGCGGGGAACCGCCUCAGCAGAUCAGCAGCCUGGCCAUCAACUCCUCCUACGGCCUCGUGGUGUUGGGCAACAGCAGCGGCCUGGCCGUGGUGGACUACCUGCAGAAGACCCUGCUGCUCAACAUGGGAACGCUGGAGCUGUACAGCCCGUCAGACCCGUACCAGAGGCAGCCGCGCUCGCCGCGCAAGACCCGCCAGCCGUCCGGAGCGCUCAGCGACCCCAACGACGGUCCCAACGCCUCAGAAGACCGAUGCAAGUCUCCCACUUCAGACGCCGCCGGCGUUCACCGCGUAGCUUCCACCUCGCCCUGCGAGUCCGACGAUGAACGCAAAGCCAAUUUCAUAGAGAAGGUGAAGUUCAAAAGCAGACGCUUUUCCAAGACGGUUGCCAAUGACUUUGCCAAGAUGUCACGGAAAAUUAGUUCAUCUAGUGAUCAAAAGUCUGACCUGGAGAUUCGGGUCCCACCGCGGCGAUCGCUCUCGUGUAAGAACAACAUAAAAAACCGCCCGAGGGCAGUGGGGAUGAGCUUGAGGCGGAACGUCUGUAGAACCGAGUCAGAGCCCGCCCGCCAUGCCAAGGACAGCGCCUUCAGCCGCUCGCGCAGCUCCAGCGUGACCAGCCUGGACCGGGAGUCCAGGGAGGUCAUCUCCUCCUUCCACUUCUGCGAGAGCUUCCCCCGCAAGGCGGACAGCGUGCUGGCGCCGUGCCUGCUGGUGGGGACGAGCCAGGGCUCCGUGAUGACGCUGGCCCUCGGCCUGCCGCCCGGCGGGGAGCCGCGGCUGCAGCAGCCCGUCAGCAUCGCCUCCUGCGGCACGCUGGUCCGACUGAACGGGGGCGUCCUGACCAUGGCCCUGCUGGACGCCGCCGGGGCCCUGCUUUCCCCGUCCUACGAGUCGUGGUACGACCCCAACGCCUCGGACGAGGAGAAGGAGAAGGUGCGGCGGCGCCGGCCGGCCUCGCCGCCCUCGGCGCCGGAGGCCCAGGACGGCCAGUUCGCCGUGCUGUGCUCGGAGAAGCAGGCCAAGGUGGUGUCGCUGCCGUCGCAGACCUGCGUCUACAAGCACAACAUCACCGAGUCGUCCUUCGUGCUACGGGCCGACGUGGUGCUGAUGGCCGGAUCCUACUGCAUCACCUGCUUCUGCGCCAACGGACACAUCAUGACGCUCAGCCUGCCCAGCCUGAGGCCUCUGCUGGACGUCAACUACCUGCCGCUGACGGACAUGAGGAUAGCCAGGACCUUCUGCUUCUCCAACCUGGGCCAGGCGCUGUACCUGACGUCCCCCACGGAGAUCCAGAGGAUCAGCUACAGCCAGGAGACCUGCGACAACCUGCAGGAGAUGCUCAGCGAGCUGUUCACCCCCGUGGAGACGCCGGAGGCGCCGAACCGAGGAUUCUUCAAGGGUCUGUUCGGGGGCGGAGCCCAGUCCCUGGACCGGGAGGAUCUCUUCGGUGAGACGGCGGCGGGGAAGGCGUCCCGCAGCCUGGCCCAGCACAUCCCCGGCACGGGCAGCAUGGAGGGCAUGAAGUGCGCGGCGUCGGGCGUGGUGGGGGAUCUGGCCCGGGCCCGGGUCGCCCUGGACGAGCGCGGACAGAAGCUGGGCGAGCUGGAGGAGCGGACGGCCGCCAUGAUGGCCAGCGCCGACUCCUUCUCCAAGCACGCCCACGACAUGAUGCUCAAGUACAAGGACAAGAAGUGGUACCAGCUCUGAUGGAGGCAGCGACACCGGACUCUCCGGACUCUCACCAGAACCCCGAGGAGCCGCAGCUCCCGCUGCUCUUACUCAGUUUCUUUCCACUGGGAGGAUGAGAGGAUGAGAGGAUGUAAGGAUGGAAGGAUGGAUGAAAGGAUGAAUGGAUAGCUGCAUGAUGAUUGAUAAAUGGAUGGAUGGAUGGAUGGAUGGAUGGAUGGAUGGAUGGAUGGAUGGAUGGAUGGGAAGAUGAGAAGAUGGAAGUAGGGCUGGGCGAUAUGGACCAAAAGUCAUAUCUCGAUAUUUUCUAGCUGAAUGUUGAUACUCGAUAUAUAUCGAUAUUUCUUUCUGUGCCAUAAUUGGGGUUUCCCCCAAAGCAUUAUAGCAUAGCAUCUCUGUUAGCAUCUCUGUUAGCAUCUCUGUUAGCAUCUCUGUUAGCAUCUCUGUUAGCUUCAUUUUUUUCUGAGGCAAACCCUUAAAAAACAGUCAGUUUUAAUACAAAGCCUCGUGCCAAAUGUCACACAGGUUCCUUUAUUAACAGAGGUCUGCACAAUAUCAAAAUGUAUAAAACAAAUGAAAUAAAAAUAAACUGCCUGCAUAUAUAGAAUAAAAAUGCUUCUUGAAUAAAAUAAAACAAAUAUCCUUUUCCUGCAUAACAAUUAAAUUAAAAUACACUGUACAAUUAAUACAAUGUAGACAGUAACAGGCAGACGUUUCCACUGAGGUUGACAGUUGUGCAAAUAACAAAACAUUUGUGCAAAUCUCAAAUAAAACAUCCAAGUUAAUUUGUCACAAAAUAAGCUAUAUCAAAAUCAUUAAAAAAAAAAAUAUAUACUUUUUUUUUUUUUUUUUUUUAAUCGAUAUAAACGAUAUUGUCUCGUACCAUAUCGCGUUUGAAAAUAUAUCGAUAUAUAUUAAAAUCUCCAUAUAUCGCCCAGCCCUAGAUGGAAGGAUGGAUGAAAGGAUGAAUGGAUAGCUGCAUGGAUGGAUGGGAGGAUGAGAGGAUAAAAGGAUGGAUGAGGUUCUGUCCGACAGAACCUUUCCCUCUCUCUCUCCAUCCUCAGUAUCCGGUGGAAAGAAACUGAGAAGGAGAAGCUCCUCCCCUUUGGCUCCUUGGCUCCUCCCCCUCGACUCCUCCCCUCACGUUGCCGGGGGCGACCCAUGUUUGACACCAGUCCUUACCGAAGCCACCGGACCUUCUCCAUCCGUCACUCGUGUACGUCUCAUAUAAUCUGCACAUCCGGCCGGGAGGACGGGAAUCUAAAACAAACGAAAGAAAAGAAAACCAACCCCCACGUCCUGGGAGUGGCCCGGCUGCACUCCUCCUUCUUCUUCUCUUUCUUCUUCUUCUUCUGUUCCUGCCCUUUAUCAGAAGCGUCUGCCGAACACAGAGGACUUAAACGAGGAGAAAAGUCUGAUCCUUCACAACUAAUCAGUUCCACGAUCACGUUGAGGUUCCGCCGGAUCGAUUUGAUCAGUGAAGGACAUCUUUUUGUUUUCUGUUCGUUUGUUUCUUUGUUUUUUGCCCUUUUGUCGAUAUGUUUUUUUUCUUUUUUCUUUAGCGUUUUAAAGAAAAAGGGCCGUCCUUAGCACUUAAAGCCGUAGACCGAUGGACGCAUGAAGACUGUUGCCUCUCACCGAACAAGGGCUGGUAGUUCACUAGUUCACCUUUUUACCGCCGCCGCGCCGUCCUUCCUUUAGCUUCACGUAUUUAUCGGCGCGGCGUCACAGACCGGACGGAGACGCGUGCGUGGUGGGCAUUAAAGUUUAUUUUACUUGCUUUUGUCGGGUUUUCUACCGAAGAGUAUCAGGGCCGUGCAGGAGAAAAAAUAUUUGAGAGGGGAAGAUUUUUUUUUAUUGUGCACUUCGAGAAAAAAGUCGAAAUGUCAAGAAAAAAGUCGAAAUGUCGUGAAUAAAGUUGAAAUUUCGAGAAUAAAGUUGAAAUACAUUCCGACUUUUUUCUCGGAAUUGAACUUCAACAUUAUUCACGACAUUUUGACUUUUUUCUCCACAUUUCGUGAAUAAAGUUGAAAUUUCAAGAAAAUAGUAAAAAUGUCGAGAAAAAAGUCAAAAUUUCGAAAAUAAAGUUGAAAUUUCAAGAAUAAAGUUGAAAUACCUUCAGACUUUUUUCUCGGAAUUGUACUUCAACAUUAUUCACGACAUUUUGACUUUUUUCUCCACAUUUCAUGAAUAAAGUUGAAAUUUCGAGAAAAUAGUAAAAAUGUCAAGAAAAAAGUUGAAAUGUUGAGAUUAAUGUUGAAAUACAAUUUCGAGAAAAAAAGUCAAAAUUUCGUGAAUAAUGUUGAAAUACAUUCCAACUUUUUUCUCAGAAUUGUACUUCAACAUUAUUCACGACAUUUUGACUUUUUUCUCCACAUUUCGUGAAUAAAGUUGAAAUUGCGAGAAAAUAGUUGAAAUUGCGAGAAAAAAGUCAAAA
Molecule: messenger RNA, 6213 nt
Organism: Cololabis saira (Pacific saury)
Lineage: Eukaryota; Metazoa; Chordata; Actinopteri; Beloniformes; Belonidae
Gene: stxbp5b
Product: syntaxin binding protein 5b (tomosyn)
Exons: 29
Biological process (GO): regulation of exocytosis; regulation of protein secretion
Cellular component (GO): cytoplasm; SNARE complex; plasma membrane
Molecular function (GO): GTPase activator activity; myosin II binding; syntaxin binding
Source: RefSeq, a predicted model, not a curated record